Messenger RNA from Panicum virgatum (switchgrass), 1106 nucleotides. RefSeq lists its product as uncharacterized. Bases 469 to 897 code for a protein of 142 amino acids. Lineage: Eukaryota; Viridiplantae; Streptophyta; Magnoliopsida; Poales; Poaceae. The transcript has 2 exons. The record is from RefSeq and is a predicted model, not a curated record.
UCCGACUCCCCGGCGUCCUUAAUCAAAAAAAAAAAAGACUCCCCGGCGUCCCCGCUCCUCUCGGCUCCCGAAGACAUGGCGAUGGGGGCUAGGGUUUCCUAGUGCCGCCCCAUCCAUGGCCUCCUCCGCUCAGCUCUCCGCUCCACCCUGCCGGUAGAUCGAGUCUUCUAGUGCGUCAGCGCAUUUGGAUCUCUAGGCGUGCGCGAGGAGACAAGGGGCCUGGGCAGCGGCGAGCAGAUUGACACCCUCCUCCCCAUCGGCGACCUCCCUCUUUGUCGAGCAUCAGCGAAUAGGGGCCGUCCCCUUCCGCAGCUUCACUCCCCACCAGGGAUUCGACACCGUCUGCGCCUCCUUCCUGUUCUGGUGUCAGCGUCACUGCAACAGCAAGAUCGGUGCCCCGACGUCCCCAUCGACGACCUCCCUCAACCGCACGGUCUCAGCUUCGUUUCCACAACGCUUGGCCUGAGAAUGCAAGACCCUAACAGCGACGAUUUCUCUGCCACAAAGCUGCACAAGAAGAAGGUUGUAUACCGGCUGCUUCCAUCUGGCAUGCUGAAGGGUGAACCUGAACUGCUGCGUAGAGAGGGUCCGCAUUCAUCAGGCAUGGUCCAUAAGCCACCCAAAAGAAGCUUGAAGAGUGAGUGCCCUGCCACACCUCCAUCUGACAGAGGGACUCCUGAUUCCCUGCUGGACUCCGGUCCUACUGAUGAAUACCGUGCUUUGCGGAGGAAAUACAUGAUGCUGGAGGAAGAGAACUUUGCCCUGGACCAAGAACUGAGCAUGGAAGAUGAGGAAAUCAAGGCACUUGAGGAGGAAAAGCUUGCGUUUCUUGAUGAGCUCGUUGUAUUGGAAGGCCUUGUUGAGCCGUCGCAGCUGCAGUCUCACCGUAGGCCAUGAGUGUAGUAUUUUGGUUUCUGUGAUCGUUGUCGUUCAGUGCAAUUCAGUAACCGGUACCUGUUAAUACUUUCUGGAUGUGGAAAUUGUAUUUGAAACAGCAUAAACCUGUUAUGAAUCGAAACCCCUUAGAUGAAUGCUUGCAGGGUCAGCGACUUGUGUUUUGUGUAACAUGAUAUUACAAUAGGAUGAAAAUUUGGUUGCAAGGGUAA